This is a messenger RNA of Hyphopichia burtonii NRRL Y-1933, 4062 nucleotides long. It is a transcript of the gene KIN2, whose product is annotated as serine/threonine protein kinase. Bases 1 to 4062 code for a protein of 1353 amino acids. The record is from RefSeq and is a predicted model, not a curated record. NCBI's taxonomy places the organism in Eukaryota, Fungi, Ascomycota, Pichiomycetes, Serinales, Debaryomycetaceae. The transcript has 5 exons. Gene Ontology annotation, molecular function: protein serine/threonine kinase activity; tau-protein kinase activity; ATP binding. Gene Ontology annotation, biological process: intracellular signal transduction; protein phosphorylation; microtubule cytoskeleton organization. Gene Ontology annotation, cellular component: cytoplasm.
AUGUUUACUGGUGGUGAUGCGGCUGCCGCUGCCGUGGCUACUUCUUCUACCCCGACUAAUUCAUCUCCAUCAAGCUCAUCGCAUCAUUUCCAACAACAAUUACAACCCGGUAGACCGGCUACCCCAAGAAUGUUACGAAGUGUUAGUGGUUCAAUGAAGAGCUCAAAAACCGACUUAAAUAAUGCAUCCCAAAAUUAUAAUGAGAAUUUCCCCCAGUACGUGGCUGCUAGUUCUCAGUAUCCAAAUAAUCAAUCCCAUUCAAGAAACUCCUCUUUACAACAUCAGAUUCAACAACAACAACAACAACAAUUCCAACAAGCAGCUCAAAGACAGGUUCAACAACAACAAGCUAAUAUAACCAAUAAUAAAGUUAAUCAUAAUAAUAAUCAAAAUAGACGUAUUCGCUCUAGCACUCAAAAGUCAGAAUUGUUGCCUCCAGCUUCCUUUACCCCUCCAAUGCCAAAUGACUCUGCAACUCCAAGUACUGUCUCUGCUAACCAAGGGCAAACUCUUCAUGCUCAAAAACAAAACCAGGCCCACAGUGGGGCCCAUGGCCAUGGAAACCAUCACCAUCAUCAACAACAACAGCAACAACAACAAGAUCAACAGCAACAGUUUCAUAGAAAGUCCAUUGGUGAUUGGGAUUUUGUGAAAACAAUUGGUGCUGGUUCAAUGGGUAAAGUUAAAUUAGCUCAACAUAAUUCAACUUAUGAACUUUGUGCUGUUAAGAUUGUACCAAGAGCUGCUAAGUUAUAUCAAAGAGCUCAUGCAGAUGAUCCUCCAAUUACCGAUGCUCAGAUUAAAGCUCAAAAACAGAAAGAAUUUGAAAAAGAAGUUGCUAGAGAUAAACGUACGAUUCGUGAAGGUGCAUUGGGUAGAUUAUUAUUCCAUCCUUUUAUUUGUAGAUUAUAUGAAAUGGUUCCAAUGACAAACCAUUAUUAUAUGUUGUUUGAAUACGUCGAAGGUGGUCAAAUGUUGGAUUACAUUGUUAGUCAUGGUUCUUUAAAAGAAAAAGCUGCUAGAAGAUUUGCUCGUGGCAUUGCAUCAGCUUUAGAUUAUUGUCAUAAAAAUAAUGUUGUUCAUCGUGAUUUAAAAAUUGAAAAUAUUAUGAUCAAUCAGAAAGGUGAUAUUAAAAUAAUUGAUUUUGGUUUAUCAAAUUUGUAUAGUCCUAAAUCUGUCUUAAAAACUUAUUGUGGUUCUUUAUAUUUUGCAGCCCCUGAAUUAUUAAGUGCUAAACCAUAUAUUGGUCCAGAAGUCGAUGUUUGGUCAUUCGGUGUUGUAUUAUAUGUUUUGGUUUGUGGUAAAGUUCCCUUUGAUGAUCAAGAAGUUGCCGUUUUACAUGAAAAAAUCAAACGUGGUGAUGUUGAAUAUCCUAGUUUCUUAACAAAAGAAUGCAUUUCAAUCCUUUCAAGAAUGUUAGUUGUUGAUCCAACUAAAAGAGCAACAUUAUAUGAAAUUAUGCAACAUCCUUGGCUCAAUAAAGGUUACGAUUUUACUGUUUCAAAUUAUGUACCAAAAAGAAUACCUUUAGCAUUACCAUUAGAUCCAGAGAUUAUUAAAACAAUUGCAUCAUUUGAUUUAGGUUCAGUUCAAUCAAUUGCUAAUGAAUUAACAAAUAUAUUAAGUAGUGUUGAAUACCAAAUGAGUUCUGAAAAUUGGUAUAGAAUUACUAAACAAGGGAGACCUUAUGCUUCAGCUUCAAAUGCUCAUUUAUUACCUGAUCCAACUGGUGGUUUCCAUCCAUUAGUUUCGAUUUAUUAUUUGGUUGACGAAAUGAAAAAACGUAAGAAAGCUAAAGAAGAAGCCAUCAAAGCACAAUUACAACAACACGCUGAGCAUCGUCAACGUCGUCAACAGGUGCAACCUCAACAACCUCAACAACCUCAACCUCAACAACCUCAAUCUCAUCCUUACCAACCACAACCAAUGUCAGAAGAUCCUCCUACAAAAGUCCAACAAAAUGUUCCCGAAUUAUCAUUCCCAGAACAAGCUCAUACUUCUUCGUCACCUGCAACAUUUACCAGAAGCUCGCAAUCACCACCUGUUCAAACCGCACAUACUCAACAAAGUGAAGAUGAAACUCAGAAACAGGAAUCCACUCUUCCUGAACAACAACCUCAUAGUCCUAGAGAUUCUGGAUCACCAGAUACUUUGGAUCCUAAUGUUGCUAAAGGUCUGGGUUUCAAUUCAUUAUUACGUAGGUUAUCAUCGAAGAAGUACAAGAAUAGUCCAACUAAUUCGCCAACCAAGAAUACAACUGCCUCUCCAAAUGAUUCUGAUAAUAAUGAAACUUUUGCACCACCACCAGUUCCAAGAGUUUCAGUCAUUAAAGAUUCGCAAGAUAAAAUCACUCCACAAACCAGCAAUAACAGUAACCAACAGGAAAUUGCGAACUCUCAAAAUCUUAACCUUGAUAAGAAGGAUCCAAUGGUUCGUCGUGGUGUAAGUAUGAAGGUCACAGCUAAAGAAAAACAAUCUGGCUCAAGAAUUAACUUAGCAUCUAAUCCACCAAAUAGAUCCGAAAAAGCUAACGAUAGAGUUAAUAGAGGAGAAGAACUGGCCAAUAAGGGUCAUAGUCGUACUUCAUCGGCUUCAAACAAUAAAUUCCAUGGGUUCAUUCCAGUCGAAUACUUACCACCAUUACCAAAUAUUAAUACAAAUAAUCUUGAUAUCCCAGGUGGUAGUGGUAGUCAUAGUAUAAGUGUUUCUAAUAGUAAUGAAAAACAAGGCCUCACCGAAUCUGCCUCUGGUGGUAGAAAAUUACAUCCAACUGCAAGAGCAAAGUCAGUCGGUGGUCAUGUUAGAAAAGAUUCGUACCAUUCGCGCCGUGGAGGUUACACAGGACAAUCACAUCCACCAUUACCAAACUCAUUGGCAUCUCAAAACAGCGAUGAUGGAAUUAGUGAUAAUAAUAAUCAACGUGAGGAAGUAUUCUUUGAUGAUGUUAGUUUGGAUAAUAUUGAACACCAAGAAAUCCCACAAUUAUCAGAACAUGAAAUCAUUGAACAAUUUAAUCAUGCUAAGCAUAAUACUAUGCCAUCUAUAGAAUAUCCAAAGACCUUAUUUUUGAAGGGAUUUUUCAGUGUUCAAACUACAUCUACCAAACCUUUACCAGUUAUCAGAUAUAAUAUAAUUAAUGUAUUGAGUAAAUUGGGAGUCAAAUUUCAAGAAGUUAAAGGAGGAUUUGUUUGUGUACAUACUCCUUCAUUACAAAAUCAAAGUCAGCAAGAUACAUCCGCAUAUAGUAAUGAUGUCUCAAUGGCCAGCGGAACUGCCGACGAGGAAGAAGAAAGAGAAGAGGAGAAAAAAUUAUAUGGAGAUGCAUUCAAGUCAACGUCAUCAUCAUUUUAUAAUGAACAAAGAGAAAAACAAGAAGUUCCUACUAGAACCAAAACUCCUGAUUCUACGAAUGAUCAAGCAAACUCAUCGUUAUCUAGUGGUGGACAAUAUACUCCACAUCAUCAACAAUCCAAGAGUUUAAGUAGACAACCAUCAUUACAUCUUAAUACUCAUUCAUUAUCGCCAAGUGGUAAACCUGGAGGACAUAGAUCGUCAAAUUCCAUUGGAGGUGGUCAUAGACGUAAAUUUUCAAUUGGACAAAGUAUUUUAAAUUCCUAUAGAAAAAAGAAUGGUUCAGGGGUUAACAUGCCACCAAAUACACCAGCUACUGCUAAAUUAUCUAAACUGAUGUAUGCAGACGAAGAGUUGGAUGAUCAAGAAGUUGAAGAAGAAGAUGAAGCAAGACAUCAAUUAACUGAAGACGAUAGUGUUGAUUCAUUAAAUAAUGUAAUGAUUGGAGGUGGUAGUGAUAUGUUAAUUAGUUCAAGAAUUGAACAUAAAGCCAAACAUCAACAUUCUCCAAAUACCUCGAUGAGUCAAGCUGGUAACCCCGAAGGUGGUGCAGUGUCAAGCACAUCAAGAAAAUCUCCAUUGAAAUUCGAAAUUCAUAUAGUUAAAGUUCCAUUAGUUGGUUUAUAUGGGGUUCAAUUCAAAAAAGUAUUAGGUAAUACUUGGAACUACAAAACUUUAGCCGGGCAAGUAUUAAAAGAAUUGAACUUGUAA